Messenger RNA from Choloepus didactylus (southern two-toed sloth), 1935 nucleotides. RefSeq names its product thioredoxin reductase 2 (gene TXNRD2). NCBI's taxonomy places the organism in Eukaryota, Metazoa, Chordata, Mammalia, Pilosa, Megalonychidae. Gene Ontology annotation, biological process: cell redox homeostasis; cellular response to oxidative stress; glutathione metabolic process. Bases 206 to 1702 code for a protein of 498 amino acids. Gene Ontology annotation, molecular function: flavin adenine dinucleotide binding; glutathione-disulfide reductase (NADPH) activity; thioredoxin-disulfide reductase (NADPH) activity. The transcript is spliced from 16 exons. The record is from RefSeq and is a predicted model, not a curated record. Gene Ontology annotation, cellular component: cytosol; mitochondrion.
UGUGGGGGACACAACACAUCCACACCGGCACACGAGGCCACGCACAGCAGCCGUGCUGGGGAGGAGAGGAAGGGAGCAGGCCCAUUGGCAGGGCCCGGUUUCCCACGUGCGUGGGAAGCGGGGGGCUGGGAGACCCCGAGUCAGGGGCCCGCCUGUAAGCAGGCCUGCUGCUGGGCUGCCUCCUGGGUGCCUGAACCCACCCCAAAUGCCUGCUCCGAGCCAGGUGGGGGGUGCCACCCGGGAGGCCCGGCCCCCAGACCCACGCAGACCCCUGCUGUGCUCACCCACCCGUCCUCUCCUUCCAGCCGCGCAGCUGGGACGGCACGUGGCCGUGGUCGACUAUGUGGAACCCUCCCCCCGAGGCACCCGGUGGGGCCUCGGCGGCACCUGCGUGAACGUCGGCUGCAUCCCCAAGAAGCUGAUGCACCAGGCGGCCCUGCUCGGGGGGCUGAUCCGCGAUGCCGGCCACUACGGCUGGGAGGUGGCCCAGCCCGUCCCGCACGACUGGAAGAAAAUGGCCGAGGCUGUUCAGAACCACGUCAAGUCCCUGAACUGGGGCCACCGGGUGCAGUUGCAGGACAGAAAAGUCAAGUACUUUAACAUCAAAGCCAGCUUCGUCGACGAGCACACGGUUCGCGGCGUCACCAAAGCUGGGAAAGAGACUCUGCUCUCGGCCGACCACAUCGUCGUCGCUACUGGAGGACGACCGAAGUACCCCACACACAUCGAGGGCGCCUUGGAACACGGGAUCACGAGUGACGACAUCUUCUGGCUGAAGGAGUCCCCUGGAAAAACGUUGGUGGUCGGGGCCAGCUAUGUCGCCCUGGAAUGUGCCGGCUUCCUGGCCGGCCUCGGCCUGGACACGACCGUGAUGAUCCGCAGCAUCCCCCUCCGCGGCUUCGACCAGCAAAUGGCCUCCCUGGUCACGGAGCACAUGGAGACCCACGGCACCCGCUUCCUGCGCGGCUGCACCCCCUCGCGCCUGCAGAAGCUUCCGGACGGCCGCCUGCGGGUCACCUGGGCGGAACUCGCCUCGGGCCAGCAGGACGCAAGCACCUUCGACACCGUCCUCUGGGCCAUCGGUCGCGUUCCGGAAACGCGCAGCCUGAACCUGGAGAGAGCCGGGGUAGCCGUCAGCCCCGACAGCCGCAAGAUCCUGGUGGACGCCCGGGAAGCCACCUCCAUGCCCCACAUCUACGCCAUCGGGGACGUGGCGGAGGGGCGGCCCGAGCUGACACCCACGGCCAUAAUGGCGGGGAAGCUUCUGGCCCAGCGGCUCUUUGGUGGGUCCCCCGACCUGAUGGACUACGACAACGUCCCCACGACCGUCUUCACCCCGCUGGAAUAUGGCUGUGUGGGGCUGUCGGAGGAGGAGGCCGUGGCCCGGCACGGAGAGGAGCACAUCGAGGUUUUCCACGCCUAUUACAAGCCGCUGGAGUUCACGGUGGCCGAGCGGGACGCGGCGCAGUGCUACAUCAAGAUGGUGUGCCUGAGGGAGCCCCCCCAGCCCGUGCUCGGCCUGCACUUCCUGGGCCCCAGCGCGGGCGAAGUGACGCAAGGGUUCGCCUUGGGGAUCAAGUGUGGGGUGUCCUACGCACAGGUGACACGGACGGUGGGCAUCCACCCCACCUGCGCCGAGGAGGUGGUCAAGCUGCGCAUCUCCAAGCGCUCGGGCCUGGACCCCACCGUGACAGGCUGCUGAGGGUAAACGCCGUCCCCACCGGGCUGGGGCACCCAGCACCCGUGCCCCUCGCUGCCACCACUCCCCAGCGCCAGGCUGCUCGGAGGCCGGGCCCAGGGUCUGCCGAGAAGUCGCCGGGGGAAGCUGAGAUCCGCCCAGAGGUGGACAGCGGGGGCCGCGUGCCGAGACCCCCCAUGUGCCCUGCGGGGACGGCUGAGCCCCUCACCCUCCUGCCCAGGCCGGCCCAGCAGCCC